Messenger RNA from Pichia kudriavzevii, 732 nucleotides. RefSeq lists its product as uncharacterized. Gene Ontology annotation, molecular function: thioredoxin peroxidase activity. The coding region runs from base 1 to 732 and encodes 243 amino acids. The record is from RefSeq and is a predicted model, not a curated record. Gene Ontology annotation, biological process: cellular response to oxidative stress; cell redox homeostasis; cellular oxidant detoxification. Lineage: Eukaryota; Fungi; Ascomycota; Pichiomycetes; Pichiales; Pichiaceae. Gene Ontology annotation, cellular component: mitochondrion; cytosol. The transcript has a single exon.
AUGUUUGCAAGAUCUAUUAUCAGAAACGCUGCUUUCAAGGCCCCAAUCAGAAGAUUCAUCUCUUUUGAUGCUGCUUCCCAACCAAGAGUUAGAAUUGGUUCUGUUGCUCCAAAUUUCAAGGCUCCAACCACCGCUGGUGAAAUUGAUUUCCAUGAAUACUUGGGAAACUCUUGGGGUGUCUUAUUCUCCCAUCCAGCGGACUUUACUCCUGUCUGUACCACUGAAUUAGGUGCAUUCUCCAAGCUACAAUCUGAAUUCGACAAGAGAAACGUCAAGUUGAUUGGUUUAUCCGCUGAAAGUGUUCCAUCUCACAAGGAGUGGGUUAAGGAUAUCGAAGAAGUUAUUCUUGGCGGUAAGAAGUUCACCUUCCCAAUCAUUGGUGAUGAAUCCAAGGAAGUUUCUUACAAAUAUGAUAUGGUUGAUGAAGACGGUUUCAAAAAGUUACAAGCAGGUCAACCUAUUUUCACCAUCAGAUCUGUUUUCAUUAUUGAUCCAAAGAAGACUGUUAGAUUAAUCCUAACUUACCCAGCUUCUGUUGGUAGAAACACCAGUGAAGUUUUGAGAGUUAUUGAUGCUCUACAAAAGACCGACGCCAAGGGUGUUGCCACCGGUGUCAACUGGGUCGAAGGUGACGACGUUAUCAUCCCACCUUCUGUUUCCAACGAAGCAGCAAAGGAAAAGUUUGGUGAAUUCAAGGAAGUCAAGCCUUACUUAAGAUUCACCAAGGCUUAA